Stylonychia lemnae is the source of this 822-nucleotide messenger RNA. NCBI's taxonomy places the organism in Eukaryota, Ciliophora, Spirotrichea, Sporadotrichida, Oxytrichidae. The record is from the annotation of a GenBank genome assembly.
AUGAUGCUAUCCUGUGGUCACAUCUAUUGCAAUCAAUGCAUUCAACACCAGUCUUAAAAGGAGACUAUAACUUGUCCUUUAGAUGAUUCUUGCUAGCAAUUGGAAGGUUUUAAGUUGAUUCCUGUGAAAGGAUUGAUGGCCUAUCUUGAUAAAAUGAGUACUGUGAAUAUAAAUUGCGACACUCAUCCCCACAAAAUGGUCAAGAAAUAUUGCAAAUAAUAGUAAAAAAUGCUCUGUAAUAUUUGCUAAACAGAUUGUAAUUGCUGUAAUGAAAAGACUGAGCAUUAGAAUAUUCUAAGAAAGGAUUUGGAAGAUUAUAUUGAACAUAAAAUCCCUUCACUAAAAAGCCUAUUAGAAAAAAUUCAAGUACUUAUUCACAGUCUUUAAUAAUAUCAAAACAAGGAUAAGAUGUUUGGAGCUAGUGAGUUUGUUGAUAUGAUGACUUAAAUAAAUAAGUAUUUGGGAUAGUCUUUGGAAGAAAAGAGUCUAUUUCACUUUGAAAAUUAGUAAAAUUACUAUAAGAACUCAAAACUUGAGAAUCUUGAAUUCAUUCAGAUUCUAAAUAAACCUAAGAUACCUGAUUUAACACAAUUGAUCCUUGAAAAAGAUAAAGUAAAGCAUUUCAGGGGAUUGGUUGACUAUCAUUUAGAAACUUUGAAAAAUUAACAGAUAAAUGGCUUACCACUAAAUGGAUAAACUAAACUCUUAUAUUAGGGUACAAAAGACGGAUUCUUAGCAUCAAGUUUUCAUUAAAAAUGCGAUAAUCAAGGUCCAACAAUUUCAUUCAUAUAAAGUGAACAUGAGCAAGUUUUUGGAGUUUGA